AUGUCCGAUCAUAUUGUCAUCAUGUCACCACAAAUCAAUGUCGAUGAAGUGACACCAACAACGGCUACAUUGUCUUGGACAGCUGUGCCAGGAGCCACAGGCUACCAGAUCAAUCUUACCGGUCAGGAUGGCUCCCAGAGUACGGUCUCGUCAGCAACAGAAUCCAUGACGCUGUCAAAUCUGUUGCCAGGGUUCUCAUACGACGCCCGCGUAGUGGCCAAUUUAGCCGGACAGGGUGGACAAUUAGAAGUGGGAACUACAACAUUCACAACAAGCCAAUCAAACUCGGUGACGGUUAACAAUAUAACGCCCUCAACGGCCAGCCUGUCAUGGACCGCUCUUACUGAAAACACCGUUUAUCAGAUCAUCUACACUGGACCAGAUGGCAUAGAAAGAACAAUUGCAUCUAGGACGAAUUCAGCCAGUCUCAGUAAUCUAGUGCCAGGAUUUAUGUACACAUUUCGUGUGCAAGCGGAUAUAGGAACCACUACAUUUGUAGUAGGCACCGCAACGACGAAUACAGGUUAUAGGAUCAUCUACACAAACACUGGACCAGGUGGUCUGGAAAGGACAGUCCCUUCUGGAACGAAUUCUGUUACCCUUUCUGGCCUUAGUGCAGGCGCAUUCUACGAUGUUCGCGUCGAGGCAAUUACUAGCACCGGAACAACUGUUGUUGUAGGCACUACUCUUGUCAAUACAGAUACGCUACCAUUUGUGUUCGUUAGAGAUGUAACAGCAACCACAGCAAGUGUCUCAUGGAUGACCAUACCUGGAAACCCAACUUACCUGGUCUUCUACACUGGGCCAAAUGGCUUGCCACAGACAGUCGUCUCUUCUUCGGAUUCAGCUGAUCUUACUGGCUUAACCCCAGGAUCAGCUUACAACGUUAUUGUCAGAGCUAAUCUACCCGACGGAAUGGGGACAAAUGAAAUAGGGACUGUUACAUUUAAUACAGAUCCAUUGGUUUCUAGUCCGGCACCAAGGGAUGUCUACUUCCAGUCACAUGAGCUAGACUUCUUCACCGUGUCUUGGGAGCCCGGAGACAUCACGGAUGUAACCGGUUAUCUCGUAGCUUACACAGCUGGAAGCUCUGGUUUCCAGAGGAGUGUUAAUGACCCUACAACAACUACGAUUACUGUGCAGGAUGACACUCUGGCAGGCAAUCCACCCACCGGGGUGUUAGUAGUCCCUUUCUUAGGGGGAAAAAUCGAUACGAACUACCUUGUAUCGGCUGAGGACCCACCUCUUUCAGCUCUACCCCUUGCUCCAACAAGCGCUACCGUUCAGAGUACAUCGGCUACCAGCUAUGAGCUUAGGUGGGCCACUACCCCAGGUGUGGAUGGGUAUGUGAUCUCAUAUGCAACAGCCUCAGGAGAUGGGAUCUCCAGUAGAGAAGUGGCUAUGGGCAGGACGUCAGAACAAAUCACGGGUCUAUCGCCGAACACAGACUACACGUUCAAUCUGUAUAGCCAGAGAAACGGCCUUAGAACCCGUGCGGCUUUGACAAUACUUCCACCAGGUUCCCCUGAUACUACACCACCCUCUGUGAUCUGUCCUGUUGAUAUUAACGAGCUAGUUGAAAUAGGAACUGCCUUUGCAGAGAUAUCAGUUCCACAACCCACUGUUACUGAUGAAUCAGGCACUGUGGUACUUGUGAGUUCAACUCUGCCAACGACAAAUCAAUUUCCUCUUGGACAAACACCAGUCACAUUUACCUACCGGGAUUCAGCAUUGAAUCAAGCUUCUUGCACCUUCACAGUCACCGUGUCAUCAUUUGACAGUAUGCCGCCCGUCGUGACGUGUCCAUCCGACAUCGUCAACACAAUUGCUGCUGGUUUGCCUGGUGUGUCCAUACCUUUCGCUAGUGCAACUGUCACUGACAACUCGGGUAGUUUUGUCCUUGUGAGCGUUAUUCCGCCGUCUGGGAGUACAUUUCUUGUAGGAACCACUCCCGUGACGUAUACGUAUAGGGAUCCCUCCGGUAACCAGGGUUCUUGUACCUUCUCUAUUACCAUCUCUAUUGGGUCCCCGGCAACAAAUGUAAUGGUCGAUUUGGUCACACAAGAUUCCAUUACACUAUCCUGGCCGGUCGUUCCAUCCAAUCUUAUUUAUCAGAUUGUGUAUAUUGACCCCAGUGGCUCUCUAUCCCAAACAACAUCAACCACUGAAACUGCUACCUUGACCAAUCUUCUUGAAGGCACUACUUAUAACAUCACCGUCCUUAGUUUCACCAGUACAGGACAGGUGGAAGUUGGCACUGUUAUUGCGACCACAUCCUCACCCAGACAGUUCAACUGGGGACCGUAA
Messenger RNA from Strongylocentrotus purpuratus (purple sea urchin), 2307 nucleotides. RefSeq names its product hyalin-like. The coding region runs from base 1 to 2307 and encodes 768 amino acids. The record is from RefSeq and is a predicted model, not a curated record. Gene Ontology annotation, molecular function: protein binding. Lineage: Eukaryota; Metazoa; Echinodermata; Echinoidea; Camarodonta; Strongylocentrotidae. The transcript is spliced from 11 exons.